AUGUGGGGGAAGCAAGGAAGUAUUGAGGUUAUUGACAUAGGUAAUGACUUUUUCAUCGUCAAGUUUUUCUCACAGGAAGACCUAGAUUUUGCGCUAACAGGAGGCCCAUGGAAAAUUUUCGAUCACUAUUUAGCCAUUAGGCCAUGGAAACCAAACUUCAAUCCAGUUGAAGCCACAGUAGAUACUAUUGCAGCAUGGGUGCGAUUACCCGGUCUGGCGAUUGAAUAUUAUGAUGAAGAGAUGCUCAAGAAGAUUGGUAAUGUGAUUGGUCAGACCAUGAAAGUGGAUGUGAACACAGCAGAGAAAUCAAGGGGAAAAUUUGCGAGGCUAUGUGUGCAACUGGACCUUACCGCUCCCCUGGUGGCGCAAUACUCCAUUAAUGGAGUGAAGUAUGGAGUGGAAUAUGAAGGGUUAUACAACAUCUGCUUUGCCUGUGGUAUGGUGGGACACGAGCAAAACAACUGCCCGAAAAAAGUCACAGUUGAAGAAACCCAGAAAGAUCCACAAGCGGCCAUGGAGGAGGGAACGAGAGUAGAAAAGACAGGAAGUGGAAACGAUGGAAAGGAAAAGGGCAAUACUGGAAUUGGCACAAAAGAAAAGGGUAAAAAAGUAAUAGGAGAAGGGAACAGUGCCUAUGGACCCUGGAUGACCGUCCAACAAAUAACACGUGGUAAGAGGGCAGCAAAACAAAAUACUGAAGCAAGUAGUGGAGGCAAGGGUGAGACGAGUAGUAGAAAUACGAUUGGAGAAAAUGGUACGAAUGGUACGAGGUAUCAUGUUUUAAGGAAUAUGGAGGGGACCAGCCCUGAUGACCACAAUACAGAUCAUGCUAAUCAUUUGAGAGAAGAGAACGUCACUUCCAAGGGAAAGAAGAAUAAUACUGAGAAAACAGUAACUGUUAUGGAGCAACACCAAACCAAACCCUUUAACCAGAAAAAACCCCAAGCCAACAAAAACAAACAAGACACUAAAACAGCCCAACCCAAAGAAAAAACACAAACCAUAAACCCAAAACAGAAAAACCAAAAUGCUACCCAACAGACCCACCCUAAAAACCCAAUAGAACCCCAACAAAGAAUGACCAUCACCCAAGAGCAAAAUAACCUGAUCCCUGCCAGCCUUGAUUCGAAAAACACACCAGAAAACCACCCAAGAUGCAACACCUACGAACCCCAGAGCACCCAUGAGACAACCAUGAAUACACCACAAGAUGCACAUUUGGAACAGGAGAUCGUACCAGAAACAAUACAGGGUGACGAAAUAAUGGAGGAAGUUAUGGAACCAGACCCAAAGCCUCCAGACCUCAACUCCAUUGAAACAGAGGUAAUGCUGGAAGCAAUAAUGAAAUAUGAGGAACAACAGCAACUAUCUCACAAGAUGAUAGAAGAUGAACUACAAGAUGAAGUGCAAGAGGAGGGCAUGCAACUUGCAGAUGAGGAAGGAGAUCAGGAAAGGGAGGACAAUCCCUUGAAUGAUUAA
Arachis ipaensis is the source of this 1479-nucleotide messenger RNA. NCBI's taxonomy places the organism in Eukaryota, Viridiplantae, Streptophyta, Magnoliopsida, Fabales, Fabaceae. The record is from RefSeq and is a predicted model, not a curated record.